GGUGGAAAAUCUGGCCGCCUGUGUUAGGAGAAGCCGUCAAAUGGCGCAACAGUCAGCGGACAUAUACGUCACCUUUUUGACGUGACACCAUUUUUUUCAUGUGCAAUAUACCAAGCUGCGGCUCGCAAACUCUUACGGUAUUAACCUGUACUAAAAAUAACUUCCCUGUGUCGGCCAAACCUAGCACAAAUGUGCAGUGUCAUGAUUAUGUCAGCAAACAGUGAGAGUAGGAUGAUGCCUUUACUAUUACAACGUUAUGACCCUCAUCGCCAAAUGUAACAAACGAAAAAACACUUUAGUUCAGGCUGUGGACUGUUAAGUGAACACACUGGCAUUCCUCAAGAUGUGAAGAGCUUGCGAUCGAGACACGGCGGCGCUUUACACAACUGUAGUCAUAUUCACGUAGCCCCAUGACCCACAUCACUGCCGCUAAUGUGGUCGUGUCAAAAGGGCGGUGUAUUGCGACAGCAGUGUAUGUGAACUAACACCUGGAAACACCUUCACCCGCAUUGAACGAUCGUUGAUCCUAGAAUUCAAGAUGUCGACGCCAGCGGAGAAAGCAAUGGCGGCAGAGGUCAAUGUUGACCUUGUGAUGCUUGAUGGAUGUGUGCAGGCUGCUUUUCUUGUAGACAAGUUGAAGACAGUAAAGUAUGUCCCCAUCCGUGACGACGACAUCUUACUCUGCACAUACCCAAAGUCAGGUACACACUGGACGUGGGAGAUCCUCAACAUGAUCGUGGCAGGCAAGGCUGAGUACGCCAAACACUGGCAGAAUUCUGCAUGGCUGGAAUAUAGGACCGAGGAAGAACUGGAGGAACUGGCAUCACCAAGGAUCCUUCACACCCAUUUACUUCCUAGCCAACUACCAGAUGCAGUAUGGGACAAAAGAUGUAAGGUGGUGUACGUCAGGAGGAAUGCAAAGGAUUGCUUGGUGUCGGCCUAUAGUCAGUACAGCAAGCAGAUCUGGAAGGACAACCCUUUAGGGAAACGAUCCUACACCGGCAUCUGGGAGGCCUUCAUUGAUCUUUUUCUGGACGGAUGCUUGAUUGGUGUACCCUAUUUCGAACACACAAUCGAGUGGAUCAACAUUUCUGAAGCUCACAAAGGUUUUGAAAUAUGCGGACUGCAGUAUGAAGACAUGAAAAAGGAUUGCGUCCAGGAAAUAAGAAGAAUGGCAGAUUAUCUAGGACGUCCUCUAUCGGAUACAACAUACCAUGCAAUAUCCGAGGCUUGCUCUUUCAAGAAACUGAAGCACGCUAACGAGAAGAUCAAAGAUCAAACCUACCACUUUCACUGGCAAGAUGGUUCAAGUGGAUAUUUCAGAAAAGGUACAACUGGUGACUGGAAGAACUGGUUCACUGUGGCCCAGAGCGAGCGAUUUGAUAAAGUAUAUGAAGAAAGGCUGAAGGAAACAUUUCCAUAUUAAUAAUGGUAGAAACAUGACUGAUCCUUCUCCAUUUGAGUUUAAUUGCACAAUCGACUGGAUGUGGAAAGGGUCUUGUCACUUUAAAUCUGAUAGGGACUAUGAAUAUUGCAUGUAUAAUGUACAAACGAACCUUAUUUCAUUAUAAUUGCAAUGACCUUUCAUGAUUCUGAAAAAAUACAUUGUUAACAUGCAGAUUAAACAGAAUUGUUUCAUUUGUUGCGUGUGUGUGACACUUUCCAGAAAUAUUUAUGUAAUAUGCG
Messenger RNA from Haliotis rufescens (red abalone), 1686 nucleotides. Its product is annotated as sulfotransferase 1C2-like. Gene Ontology annotation, biological process: sulfation. Gene Ontology annotation, cellular component: cytoplasm. The record is from RefSeq and is a predicted model, not a curated record. The transcript has 7 exons. Gene Ontology annotation, molecular function: sulfotransferase activity. NCBI's taxonomy places the organism in Eukaryota, Metazoa, Mollusca, Gastropoda, Lepetellida, Haliotidae. Bases 539 to 1426 code for a protein of 295 amino acids.